Ornithodoros turicata is the source of this 1777-nucleotide messenger RNA. Its product is annotated as ensconsin-like. Gene Ontology annotation, molecular function: AMP kinase activity; ATP binding; nucleoside diphosphate kinase activity. Gene Ontology annotation, cellular component: cytoplasm. The record is from RefSeq and is a predicted model, not a curated record. Lineage: Eukaryota; Metazoa; Arthropoda; Arachnida; Ixodida; Argasidae. The transcript has 8 exons. Bases 106 to 1644 code for a protein of 512 amino acids. Gene Ontology annotation, biological process: nucleobase-containing compound metabolic process.
CUUCUUGGGGAGAAGAAGAAGAAGAAGAAGAACCAAAUUCGCCCUCCUGGCUGAAGAAGAAGAAGAAACCAAAUUCGCGUCCCUGGAUUAAUUCUGCGGUUGACCAUGGCUGAUCCCAAGAAGAAAACGGUUGUGAAGUACCAAACUGCUGCGACCCUCAUCAUCAAGCCAAAUAAACGUACCGAGAACGUUCAGCCGACGUCACCAGAUCCACCGGCAGAACCUUCUGCGUCCAGGGGAAGCCAUAUUAAAAGAGUCACUACUGUGGAGGGCGAAAUAUCUGCGAGCCAGGUGGACAUUAGCAUUGCUUCAGAGCUUCAGGAGGAAGCGCAUCAUGACGAAACAUUAAACACACAGGAAGAACAGAAAUCGCCCGGGUUUUGGGAACUGCUGACGGAGAUCCUUUUCAGGCGGGCUCCCGUGGCGCCACCUCCAGAGCCCUCACCAUCGGAGGCUAUCAUCGUUGUGCCUUCGUACGGUGCUCUACCUGCACCGUCCCCACCAACUCAAAUGGUGGCAUCGUCGUCGUCCUCCACCUCCACCGCCCCUUCUUCGUCUUCUGAUACAGACGAACUGCGAGAGCAAUUUGAAAUCUGUCGCCUGGACCGCAAACAGAUGGAUCGUCUUUGCCGUAAAAUUGAUCUAAGGGGCUUGGUGAGGCAAGAAAUGGAACAAGAAGUAGCUGAAAGACGCAUGAUAGAGGAUAGAAUCGAGAGAAAACUACGGAGGCGACUCAGGAAAAUGCAAGAGGUGCAACGUAGACUGCGGGAACAACGAAGGGCAGAGGAGGAAAUGGAGAGAAUCGAGGCAGAGAAGAAAGCGAAGGAAGCAGAGAAGAAAGCGGGGGAAGCCGAAAAGAAAGUGGAGGAACCCGAAAAGAAAGUGGAGGAAACCGAAAACAAAGUGGAGGUAACCGAAAAGAAAGUGGAGGAAGAAGCAGAGAAAGUGGAGGAAGUGGAAGAAAAGAUAGUGACUGCUCAGAUUGUUGAGAAAAAGGAACAACCUGCGGAUCUCCCUCAGCAACCAAGCAUCUUGCAGGAGUAUCCACCACUAGUACUUGGAGAGCCGCUAGUGGUAGACGUUCCAGUGGUGUUUGUCUUUGGUGGUCCCGGAUCCGGCAAGUGGACCCAGUGCGAAAAAAUCGUCAAGACUUUCGAAUUCACUCACGUCUCCUCUGGGGAUCUUCUUCGAGCUGAAGUGAAGAGUGACAGCGAUCGCGGGAAGGAAAUUAGGGAAAUCAUGAGGAAAGGAGAACUUGUGCCUCUGGAAUAUGUGCUGUACCUUUUGAAAGAAGCUAUCAAGAGUAAGCUGGAGACAAGCAAAGGGUACCUCAUCGAUGGCUACCCCAGAAACGUGGAUCAGGCUGAGAGAUUUGAAAACGAGGUGUGCAAAUGCACGAAUCUUUUGUACUUCGAAGCCAAGGACGAAACGAUGAUUUCCCGUCUCGCAGAACGCGGCAAAACCAGCGGCCGAAUCGAUGACCAAGUUGACACCAUCAAACGUCGUGUCGAGAUAUUCCACGAAGAAUCGCAGCCUGUACUGCAAAAGUACGAAGACCUAGUCACUAGGGUGUCCGCCGAAGAAGACGAGGACACGGUUUUCGACUCCUUGAAGCCGUUCUUCGAGUCUAUUACGAAGAAGUAACAGAAUGCGAUCGUAGGACUCUUCUGUCGACCCAGUAUUACUCAUUACUGGUUGGACGGAUCUUAUUAUGCCUAGUAAUGUUAUGAACACUACGAAACAUUAUUGCACGUAUAUUAUAAAGCGCUUGAUCGUG